Molecule: messenger RNA, 2930 nt
Organism: Dama dama (fallow deer)
Lineage: Eukaryota; Metazoa; Chordata; Mammalia; Artiodactyla; Cervidae
Gene: CYYR1
Product: cysteine and tyrosine rich 1
Exons: 4
Coding region: 186-644 (152 amino acids)
Source: RefSeq, a predicted model, not a curated record
UCACCGCGCCAGCCCGCGUUCCAGAGCGCUGCCGGCUCCAUCUGAUCGCCCCCAGGCGCCCGCAUCCCCUCCCGGCGCCCGCAUCCCCUCCCGGCGCUGGGCUCGCCCUUGGCUCCCAGCCUUCUCUACAGACCGGUUCUGCUUGUCCUUCUGUCCUGGCGCGCCACCUCCGGCCACCGGCUUGGAUGGACGCGCGGAGGGUGCCCGGGUGUCCAGGGGUCUUGCUUCCGAAGUUGGUCCUGCUCUUUGUCUGCGCAGAGGAUUGCCUUGCUCACUGUGGCAAAGACUGCAAAUCUUACUGCUGUGAUGGAACCACACCUUACUGUUGCUCCUACUAUGCCUAUAUUGGGAAUAUUCUUUCGGGCACGGCAAUUGCUGGCAUAGUAUUUGGAAUCGUGUUCAUCAUGGGGGUAAUUGCUGGAAUUGCCAUAUGUAUCUGCAUGUGCAUGAAAAACAACCGUGGGACCCGGGUGGGUGUCAUCAGGACUACCCACAUCAAUGCCAUCUCCUCCUACCCUGUGGCACCACCCCCCUAUAAUUAUGACCAUGAGAUGGAAUACUGUGCAGACUUGCCUCCUCCAUACUCCCCGACCCCAGCACAGCGUUCUCCACCUCCUCCAUAUCCUGGAAAUUCAAGGAAGUAAUCCUUCUCCUGGAACAGAGUAUGUGCCAGUCAGCAAUCUUGCCUAGAAUAAAAUGCCUCUACUCAGAAACAAACAGGGAAGGAUCGCCCUAAGGAACAUCCUUUUGGGUUGGACAGUAUGUCAAGUGGAAUAGCCAGGCUAAGAGAAGAGACAGGAUUUCUACCCUACUCAGAGCUGAUCCCAUCUGGGGUAUUAUGUUGGGUUCACAGGGACCACAUUUGAAGAGGUCUACUGAUUAACAGAAGCACACUCAGAUAAGAGUAAUGGGUAGGCAAAACAUUGGAAAUUCGUGUCGCUUAAGGAACAGAUGAAGGAAAUGGCAAUAUUCACCCUGAAAAAGAGAAGCUUUAUGUCAGAUACAAGGAUACUCUGGACCACAUGAGGAAAUGACUAUCUUCUGUAGCUUUACGAGUCAGAAAUAGAACUCUUCAGUCUUUUUGUUCAUCCACAGACGCAGAUCAAGUGCCUGAAAGCCUACUCUGUGCCUUACACUGUUGGAAACACUGGAUGGAAGUUGCAGGAAGAGAACUCGGGUUUCAGUAUAAGAAAGGGCAGUUGGGGUUUUCUUAAUGACUAGAUUGCUUUGUGAAGCUCCCUGUCACCAAGACUCCUAACAGACUCUGGCUGACUACCCGGUAGAGACCUGCUCGAGAAGGGAGAGCUAAGUCAAAUGGUAGAUGGGUUCAUUGGGCACCCAAAGCUCUGCUCGUGUUUUAGAUAGAAGUGAGGUGAAUUUCUACAUCACCAGGAAUGAAAACAACAGGGGUAGUUGAAUCUACAUAAUUGGAGACUUAAAACAUAAUCCAAAGGACUCAACAGCCGCUUGAAGCCAAGAGCUCUUCACUGCUAGCUAUUGCCACCUAAAAAUCAUCUGACUCUAUGUAGUAUAUGAUGAUAAUGGUAAUUCCAACUAUGAAAAAAAAUUCGUACCAAGUUCCACAAGCAACAAAUACUUCACUUCAGAUUAAAAGAUGAGAAGCCAGAAUCCCAUGGGAUUUUAUAUCAGGGAGUAAAAUUUAGAACUUGACCAGGAAGCUAUAUAGCAGUUUACAAAAGGAAGAGGGAAAAAUGAAGCUUGGAUUCUGUUUUGUAUAACUCCACUCACAUGCAACUUGGACAAAUUUCUAUGUCUCUUGUAACAUUUUAAUAAUCUAGUCUCUUGAAAAGUUGCACAGUUAAUGGAAAAGUAAGAUAUUGAUGUCAAACUGUUGCCUUUUGACAAAACCCAAAUUUUAUAAAGUGCCUACCUUUAGGUGUAAAAGUUUUUAAUAAAUAAUUCUAAUAUGCCAUAUUCAUUGCUGCAGGUAAUCUUAACAUUUCUAUUUUCAUGUAUUUAAAGUUGUACGUUGACACAAUAUUGAAAAUAGAUCAUGAAAUUUGUGUGUCACUUUGCAAUUAAAUCUAAAAUGUUUAAUCCAACAUUAUCAGCAUAAUUCAGUGAAAUCCCAAAAUGAUGCUAAGAGUUUUGCUGAAUAAAACAAUCAAAAGAAAUGUCUUAAAGUAAAAAUCAUAGUUAGGAAACUCAGUAACUCAUAUAAGUAGCAUAUUUUACUUUCAAAGACAUUGAUUGAACUGAAAUACAGUCUAACUGCCAGUGAGAUCUGAAAGCUAGAUUUGUUUUGAAUGACUAGCUUGAUUUUCAGGCACUGUGAUUUUCUUGCUUAUGAAGAUGGAAACCAUUCAAGCAUUUCAGCCUGUCCUACCUAGUAACUGAGAUUUUAGCACAAUUUUAACAGUACAUAUGCUUUAAUUUAUCUCUCUUCUGCAAGUGUGAUCAGACCCAAUUACACAGUAGCUACACAAUUCAAAGUGUUAAAGCCUCUGUGACAUUCAGAGUGAUGUUUCCCAAUGCACCAUAUAUUCCUUAAGAAAAAAUGGAGAGGGCAAGUCCAGCAGUAAUUGAAUUCUCAUCAUCUUUGCUGUCAGUAAAUGUUUACUGCAUACCUCCUAUGUUCUGCCAACAUUACUCGCAUAGGAGCUAUUACAAUCCACACCAUCUCUCUUCUCUGAGUGGUUUUAAGGCCUCCCUUAAGGCAUAUCACAAACCCAUAGACCUCCAACAGAUGAGCAUUUUUACUAUUUGUAUUUAGUGUCACAAGAGUGUAAAUGUGCACAAUGUCAGUAUAGACUUCUGGAGUUCACUGAUUAUUUUCAUAGGUGACACAUCUUGGGGGGAAAUAGUAUACGAUGUGAAAGCUUUGAAUUACAGUUAUUUAAAAACUAAUGUAUUUGCUGUGGCCAAAGUGUUUACAAUAAGCAAUAAAAUAAAAUAACCCAUUAUAACAA